This is a messenger RNA of Besnoitia besnoiti, 6210 nucleotides long. RefSeq lists its product as uncharacterized. Lineage: Eukaryota; Apicomplexa; Conoidasida; Eucoccidiorida; Sarcocystidae. The transcript is spliced from 6 exons. The record is from RefSeq and is a predicted model, not a curated record. Bases 1 to 6210 code for a protein of 2069 amino acids.
AUGGCGACUUCCGGGGCGUCCGCGCUGCCGGGCCCAGACAGAAACGUUGCUUUGCCUGUCCCGUCUACACGCCAGCCGGGAGACACUCACGCUGUCUACGCGUAUCAGGACCGGUCUGACAAUUCACUUGCGCACCAGUUUAGUGAGAUUCCCCCCAUCUCCUCGAGCAGGGAUGGCGACUCUUUUGGCAGCGACGACGAAUACACCAUCGCGCCCUUCACACCAUCCGCUCGACCUUUCCAGGCUCCAGACGCCACGUCCUGCCCCCUGCCCCCCGCGAGAUUUUGGACUUCCACGCACAGGCCCUCACCAGAAGAAGCUGGCGCCUUCGGGGGCCUGCCACCUACGCGGAGAGAAGGCUGGCGCGCUUUGGCGAACGCGCCCGUUCCUCACUGGGCGGUUUCUCCUCUUGCGCCGCAAUCCUUUAUUCGGUCGCAUACUCAUGCAGCUCGCGGCGUUCAUGCCCUCUGCGCUAUCCGCCACGAAUCUGGCGUCGCUGCCUGCUGCCGCGGGGAGCCGCCGGCGAACUGCCUUCCCGUGCUCGCAGGCAAGACGCCUGAGUCUUUUCGAAGUUUCAGAGAGCUUCCGGGUGAAACGGGACUUCCUACCUUCCACGGGAACACUGGGGCCCGCGCAGGCGCUGUAGAACCGACCUGCGCCGGCGCUUGGCCGUUGCAACCUGCCACCUCUGACAACUUCGCCCACACAAAUGCGGCGCGAAGUCUUCAGACAGCGUGCAGCCCACUAGGGCAUGCAGACCGUGUGAAGCACGUGCCGGAAUGCGCCAAGCCCUCGUCGCAGAUCUCGUUUUCGCGUGGCGGCGCGUCGAGCCUUGCCGCAGCGACCGGGCUUCCGCCUGGCGCGUUGAAUUUCCUCGCGCACUCUACCCCGCAACGCGAAAAUUCGCGAGGAUCCUCUUCUAGUCUUCUGCAUGUCGCGCUACCUUCCGGCUUGAGUCGCUGGACGAACGUGGAUGACCAGCUGCCGCCGACAGCCGCUUACUGCGAGUGCCCCUCCGCACACAGCCCACACGUCACAGCGCGGCCUCGCGGCAGCCUCCCCGUUUUUCCCUGGCUCGCGGAGACUGUGGAGCCGCCGGCGGCGUACAUGAGCUCGCCUGUGGCGACGACGCUGCGGCCCGGUGCGCCUGAGGACGCCGCCUGCACUUAUCCUUUGCGUCACGCGCAUCCGCGUCGUCGCCCCACUGAACCCCUCUUUCCGCCUUAUGACCACUCCCCAUCACGCCCGGACUUCGCUUCUAAAACGGGCGGCUCGUUCGGCCCUGGCUGCCCGCGGGACUGGGCAACUCCCCGCGCCCCGUCGUGUCCCCUGCCCCCCCUUUCGCCCCGGAGCCGCCCUCACCUUCGUCAGUGCCCCCCCCAGUCUCCUGAGCACCCGCGCCCGAGUCCAGCACAGACUGGUCCAACGAGAGAUGCCGCAGUCCGCGGGAGUCCGCAGCUUCCUCCUGGCUCGCUGCCCCGUGUAAUGGAGCCUCCGCCCCGCUUUUCGCCGACUCCUCUGUCGCCAGCUGUCCGCACUUUUUAUGCCGGUCUUCCCUCGCCUCCCGCGCAGCCGCACACUGCGCACCCGCCGUCUCUGCAGUUCUCUCCGGUCGCGUCUUGUUGCAGCUCUGCGUCUUCCUCUCCCUUCUCUCCAUCUUCCGCGUCGCUUUGUCCGCCGCCGUCAAUGGGCCCCGUCCGAGGCGCGGAGACUGGUGCCUCGUGGUCUAUGUCGGACUUUGAGUCAGACGGAGACCCCGAAGAGGCGAUCACCCCCUGUGGCUCGCUGUUUUGUGAGGAGCGAAAUCUCUUCGGCGAGGGCGAACCCGGGCCUCGCAUCGGGCUCCGGGAGACCUCGCGCGCUUCCGGUGAAGUGCCGCAUCUGACCGUCGCGGCGAGAGACACGCAGGGGCUCGUUGCCUGCCCUGAAUUUUCCCCUUUUCCCGCUCCUACGCUCUCGCGGACGCAGGCGGCAGAUGCCGCAAGAGAGAGGCCUUGCAGACCGGAGCCUUUGGCUGCUUGGGUUCCCGCGGCCUCCGCACGUGCGGCGGAUGAGGCUGCAGGACACAGUGCUCAGCUGAAGGGAGACGCCUGCUUCGCGUUUUCCGCUCCGUCUCUUCGCGGCCCAGAGAAGAACCGCUGCGAGAGAGGAGAAAAACACUUCUGGCGCGCGUCUUCCAGCCCUUUCCCGGACCCCGCUUCAGACGAUGAGGUUGCGGCCUUGUGCUCUGCGGUCGAUGCUACGCAAGACAGCAACCAGGGGUGCAGUGGCUACGCCGUUCGCCGCCGCGCCGAGGCGGGGGAAGCUCGAGGGGAGCUGGGGCUGCUGAACGAAGAAAUUCAGGGGAGCCGCGCGGCUCCUGAGUCCCCGCGAAUCUCCGCCUCUCGCUCCAUCCGCUCAUACGCGUGCUCCACAGGCUUCGACGAUGCCGCAGAGGGCGCCUCUCGCGCGGCUUUACAGACGCCUCUCACACAUGGCUGCGAAGGGACCCUGCUCCACUCUCCAGCCAACGAGGCAGAGAACGCGGUCCACCGCUUUCCGCUGCUCCAGGUCCAGGAAGACUCUGUGAGCACCGCUGUCUGCGUCGCUGCGCUCGACGGCUCCACCGAGUUCGAGAAAACCCAGCACCGGUCGGUGGCCUGCGGCGGAAGGAAAAGGGAGGAGCGCGGGGCUGAGCGGGACAACAUUUUUGACGCCGGUCCCCAGGGCCUCGACUGUCUUCCGCAAGACGAACGUCGUGGGGCGUGCCCGCGGGAAGAGAGAGAGAUUGCCGGGGCGGACCUCGCCCCAGAGGAGGAAGGCCGGUUCAGCAGGGAGCAGAGACAAUCUGAUCUUCGUCCCGCUGGCGGGGACCUUGCCGCGCGCGUGUUUGCUUUCUCUGACGAGAGGGAUGCGCAAAGGGAGGAUCUGGAGCCGCAGAAUCGUAGGGACUCCGUCGGCGACGCGCCCGGGGGACGCUCGAGUCUCCUGUCUGAAGACACAGGUCCGAUAUGGAGGGACGUGACCAACGAGCUGACUGCGGAAUCAGCGUCGUCAGCUGCUUCUGCUUGCUCCUGGACCCGAUGUGACGCAUUUUUUGGCUUUCCCUGGCAACCUCCGAAGGUCAGGCGGGGACAGGUAGAGACGGAACGGCCCUGCGUCCCUAGGCUGUGCUUUCCAGUUGCUCCAGAAGGCGACGUGGCUUCAUUGACCGUGACUGUGGGAGGAGAGGAAGGAAGCGAUAGACUCGGCGUGCCCGAGGGAGAGGAGUCUGCUCUCAAGUUGCGAGAACUCCGUGGGGAGGGCCUGUGCGUAGAGGGUCGCGCAGACGCCGCGUGGCUAGUUCAGCACACCGCGGCGUCGCCCGGGUGCGUCUCGAGUGCCUCGGCUUCAGCUUCAGAAGAAGAGCUCGGGAGUUCGCUCGGCCUCUCUGGAGAGCCCGCGGGUGUAGAGGCUUGUUUCCGCCGUGCGUCGCACCGUUUGUCGCGUUCGCUUUCGGUCUCGUCGUCCGCCCUCUUUGUUCUCGCUUCGCCGCGAGAGGACGCCGAAGCCACAUAUGCACAUCUCUCCGCCUACGCGCCUGCGGACUGCCUUGAACUCGCACAGCAUCCUCUCAAGUGGGGAACUCCCGCAGAAGCGGAGCCGGCCAGAUGGCGCCGGAAGGUCAGCCAGGCGUCCCCGGUUCGCACGCGGAAAAGAGGAGAUGCGUGUAGCUCGGAGGACGGGGAGGUCGCGACUCGGGUUCCCAGGCCCCCGGGGUCUCGCCAAGAGCGCGGCGCAGCGACUCUCAGCUUCUUGGCCUCCGCCACAGACGCGCAAGAGCUCAACAUGGAGGUGGAAGAUGAGAACUUGGAGGACGAAUCCUGGCCGCGCCACAUGGAGGCAGGCAUCGCGAUGGAGAAAUGCCUGCCGCAAGGAGCACGGCCGGCGUCUCUCAGCGCUCUGAAGAAGAGGAACUUGGACGGGAGUCGCGGGAAAGCGACAGAGGAGAAGGAAGGGUCAGCUGCACAAGAGACAGAGAAGCGAAACGAGUUGGCACUCCGAGAGUGCGAUGCCGAGGACGCAGGCGUCCGCCCAGCCCGGCAGAGGCACAAGGAAAAGCGGCAGUUCGCGCGGCAGGACCUGCUGGCCUCAGCCUUGCCUGGCUUCGCUUCCGCCGCGGCACGCCGACCGGAGAAUAAGGAGACUGCGAGAUCUGUGAGGUCGAGAAAGAAAAAAGCCAAGGAGACAACCAGGAAUGGAAAGACCUCAACUGGAGAGACGCCAGAGGAGGCGGACAGCGGCACUGUUCCCUCUGCGUCGCGCGAGGGCGGCGUCGUCUCGGCUGACUCGCCCCGCCCGGGUCUCCAAGUCUGCGGUGACACGUGCGAGACGGGCUCCAGUCGCAGCCAAAAGAACUCCGGCUUGCCGCGCUCCCCCUCUGCGUCUUCCUCGCUUCUCUCGUCUCCCAACGAAGCGCUGAGCGAGGCGAGGGCAGAGGACUCAGCUCUUGAGCCAUGGGCCGAAACCAGGCUCGCCGGUGCCUCGUUGUCCGCCUCUGCGUCUUCUGCGUCUCCUUCCGCGGCGGCGCCCGCCACCGCGGCUGCGUCGGUAACUGGCGCCGCCGCCCCAGUGGCCGCCUCUCAGGGGUCCGAUGCGCUCUACGUGGCGUGGUGGCCUACGGCGAAGGAGCACUUCGACUCGCUCUGGACCGACUCGAAAGCCGGCUUCGCUUGGCUUUCCGCUGCCUCGGGGACGGAGGCGGGGCGGAGGCUGCUUUCGGAGAGCCGAGGAGGGCGGAAGGUCGCGGCAGCGACGCGCGAGGGCGUCCAGACUGCGGUCCUCCGAAAGCAGCUGGCGGCGCUGCGGCUUGAAGGCAUUCAGUACGUGCUUCGCAGUGGAUCCUCGCUUGCCUGCCGCGUCGGGUUCUUCACCUCUCAUCAUCGAGACGCGUUUCUUCGGCGUUAUGGCGCGGACUCGACUUCGCCCGCGGGCCCGCAUUCGCAGUGGCUCCAGGACAUCUGCUUGGCGUCGCUGCUGGCGUUUUCUUCCAUUCCGGCCUCGACGGCGGACGCCAGGGGAGGGAGGCCUUUGGAGAAGUCGAGUGACCCCCGCAGGAGGCGAAAACCGGGGGGGAAAGCGGGCGCGCGGGCAGACGGAAGGGCAGCUGUGAAAAGCUCCUCUUCGUUGUCGUGCGCGCUCUCCUUGGGGGCUCACGCUCGGCCUGUGGCGGUCCCGCUGUCUCCCUCUGACGCGCUGCCGCUCGCCAGCUGCCUCGCGAGGAAAGCAGCGAACUUCCUCAAGAGACUGGGACUCGAAGACCUUGUUAUGGCAUCCCCUGCGCUUGCCUCGGAGGCCGAAGCUCUCGUCACGCCCGCGGGAGACCCCGUCGAGGACGCACAUGGCGGCGGACUCUCUCUCGCCCCUCCCUGCCUGGCGGUUUUCCUCUCAUGGCUGCCGCUCUCGGUCUGGGCGAAGGGCCCCCGACAGGUAUGCGCGUUCUUCAACGAGCGUCUUCAGCGGAUUGUUCACUUCAAAUGCCGCCGCAUGCAUUUCCUGCCCAGUGGCGGAGCUCAGUUGGAAUUUGACAGUCCAGCUUACGCGACGCAGUUCAUGAAACGCUACGGAGGCUGUCGGGAGAGCCUCGGCGUCCAGCGCUUCCUUGACCAGUUCUUUCCUACUUUAGACGUUUUCCUAAGUCCCGCGGAGCGGCUGACGGCCCCGCUGUUCAUUUUCCAGCUACCGAGGUACCACACACUGGGCAGCCUUCCGUCCCUGUCGUGGCUUCCGUCGGAGCCUCUAGCCCACGCCACGCGCGUUGAGGAGCAGCGCGGGGUUUGGUCUUCGUCUCGCCCUUCUUCGCGGACGGGCGCGGAGGCAGCGAGCCGCGAGGGCGAGAGCGACGCAGACGCUGAAGAGGAGGGUAGCGGGCGAAACACGUUUUCGGAGAGCUUGCAGUCCUCCACAGAAGCGGGAGAUCUGACUGCUGGAACGGAGUCGAGAACUGCCCGCGUGGCGCGGCUGGAGCGCGGCGAAGGACAAGACAGGAAGAAGAAAAGGCAGGCCGCCCGCAGGAGGCCGCGGCACAGGGAAGCCGAGGGCGCGGCGCGUGCAGAUCCUCAAAAGGAAGUGAGAAAGAUAGGGAAAUCCGCGGAGCCAACCACGGGGCAUGUGCCUCCGAGGCCCGCGGAAAAGAAAAAGAGGCGAAAGGCAACUGCAGUUCAGCGGGCAAGAGGGGUGGUAUUAAAGUGA